Molecule: messenger RNA, 1053 nt
Organism: Caenorhabditis remanei
Lineage: Eukaryota; Metazoa; Nematoda; Chromadorea; Rhabditida; Rhabditidae
Exons: 5
Coding region: 1-1053 (350 amino acids)
Biological process (GO): UDP-N-acetylglucosamine biosynthetic process
Cellular component (GO): endoplasmic reticulum-Golgi intermediate compartment; endoplasmic reticulum; Golgi apparatus
Molecular function (GO): monosaccharide binding; glucosamine 6-phosphate N-acetyltransferase activity
Source: RefSeq, a predicted model, not a curated record
AUGGUCUCCCUUUUCGACGAACGCCUUCUCCCAUCAAAUGUGCCGAUUCCCGAUGGAUACCGUCUUCGUGCGCUUCGAAACGAUGACUACUGUGAAAAAAAUAAAUACGAGUACUUGGAAUUGUUGAAACAGCUCACUUCCGUCGGAUUCAUCAAUCAAUUGGUGUUUCGAAAACGAUUCGAUGCGAUGAAAAAUGCCCAAUCGUAUUAUAUCGUUGUGCUGGAACAAUUGGGAUCCCCGAAAAUCGUCGGCGCCGCUACGUUGCUCAUCGAAUUCAAGUAUAUUCAUGAAGCAGGGACACGUGGCAGAGUAGAAGACGUCGUUGUCGACGAGAAGAUUCGUGGAAAGAAGUUUGGAGCACUUUUGAAUCAAGUACUCGUCGAGAUGGCGCAGACGAUCGGCGUCUACAAGCUAUCCCUCGAAUGCAAAACGGAACUGAUCACAUUCUACAACAAAUUCGGAUACAACAAGACACUCCACUUUCUCGAUCAACGAUUCGAUGAGUCAUCCGCCCCCGUCCAUUGGCCGAAACCACGUGGAAACGCUCUUUUCAUCGAAGAUCUCCUUCCAUCUUCUGAUUCCAAUCUUCCCGCUGGAAUUCGUAUUCGAUCUCUUCAUUCCGAUGACAUGGAUGAAUAUCUGAAACUGUUGGAACAGUUGAUUUCAGUUGGAUACGUGUCAAAAACAGAUUUUGAGAAGAGAUUCGCGACGAUGAAGACCGCCGACUCGUAUUUCAUUGUGGUUUUGGAGGAUUUGAGCACCUCGAAAAUUGUCGGAGCCGCCACACUUGUCGUCGAAUUCAAGUAUAUCCACGAAUGCGGACUGCGUGGUAGAGUUGAAGACGUCGUCGUCGAUGAAUCAAUGCGUGGAAAGAAGUUGGGCGUGCUUCUCAACAGUAUUCUCGUCGAAAUGGCCAAAAAUCUGGGCGUCUACAAGUUAUCGCUCGAGUGUAAGACGGAUUUGAUUCCAUUCUACACGAAAUUCGGAUACAAAGAGAAUAUUCAUUUCAUGGUGCAACGAUUCGACGAGGCGACGCCUGUUAUUCAACUGUAA